Messenger RNA from Cucumis melo (muskmelon), 635 nucleotides. RefSeq names its product photosystem I reaction center subunit N, chloroplastic. The coding region runs from base 1 to 516 and encodes 171 amino acids. Gene Ontology annotation, biological process: photosynthesis. NCBI's taxonomy places the organism in Eukaryota, Viridiplantae, Streptophyta, Magnoliopsida, Cucurbitales, Cucurbitaceae. The transcript has 3 exons. Gene Ontology annotation, cellular component: chloroplast photosystem I. The record is from RefSeq and is a predicted model, not a curated record.
AUGGCCACCAUGAAUUCCAGUGUUCUGGCUUGCAACUACGCCAUUUCCGGCGCUGGAUCGGCCGACCUGAACUCUAAACUCACCGCCGUCCCUUCUGUUGCGUCCCCUGGGGUUGUGGGUUACAAGUUGCCGGCUAUUAGGGCUCAACAGGCUAGGGUUCCUGAAGCUAAGAACGAAGGAAGGAGGACUGCGCUUCUUUACCUUGGAGCCACCCUCUUUGCUGCGGCUGCGGCUGCCUCUAACUCCUCUGCUAAUGCUGGAGUCAUUGAAGAUUAUCUUGAGAAGAGUAAAGCUAACAAGGAAUUGAAUGACAAGAAAAGAUUGGCAACAAGUGGGGCAAACUUUGCAAGGGCAUACACCGUUGAAUUUGGAACAUGCAAGUUCCCAGAGAACUUCACAGGGUGCCAAGAUCUUGCCAAACAAAAGAAAGUUCCAUUUAUAACUGAUGAUUUGGAAUUGGAGUGUGAAGGGAAGGACAAGUACAAGUGUGGUUCCAAUGUCUUCUGGAAAUGGUGAAGAGAAGAGAGCCAUUUUAAAGGCUUUGUAUCCCUCACCACCAUUACUCAGUCUUCCCCUUGUAUCUAAUUUUCAACUAUUGAUAAGUGUGAAAUUUUAUUGUUUGCCUUUUUUGGGGA